GGCUCAUAAUUUAUUAGGCUAUGUGGCAGUUUGCAUCUUUGUGGGCUGCCAAAGGUAAAUUCAUAUACCUAACCGGGGUGCUAUGUGCCUAAGAAUGUCAUUGAAGAAUCGAUUUGACAUUAGACGUUUACUAAGACAGUGGCAAAAGUGGAAAACUCGCAAGGUGGCAACUCUGAACGUUUCUCUAAUGGAUAUUCCUGACAAGUCCGAGGGUGAUCGCAAGCUCUAUCGUGCCGUCAAUCUAUCGAAUGGCGUGCGCGCCAUGCUCAUUUCGGAUCCCGGUCCCGGCGAUAUGUCCGCUUCUGCUUCGCAGGCGUCCGUGGCCCACUCGAGGGCCUCGAGAUCUGGCAGCUCCGACUCAUCGCUGGAGCAGUACCAGGGCAAACUGGCUGCCUGUGCGGUGCUGAUGAGCGCCGGCUCGUUCUACGAGCCACGCCAAUACCAGGGACUGGCGCAUUUCUUGGAGCACAUGAUAUUCAUGGGAUCGCAGAAGUAUCCGAUCGAAAAUGCCUUUGAUUCGUUUGUGACGAAGAGUGGGGGCUUCACCAAUGCCCACACAGAGAAUGAGGAUACGUGCUAUUACUUUGAGGUGGAGGAUCAGCAUCUGGACAAGACUCUGGACAUGUUUAUGCAUCUGAUGAAGGAGCCCCUCAUGUCCAUCGAUUCCAUGGCACGUGAGCGAUCCGCGCUCCAGUCGGAGUUCGAGCAGACCCACAUGAUUGACGAGGUGCGUCGCGAUCAGAUUCUGGCGGCCAUGGCCACCGAGGGCUAUCCGCAUAGCACCUUCAGCUGGGGCAAUCUCAAGUCGCUGCAGGAGAACGUCGACGAUGACCACUUGCAUCGGACACUUCAUGAAUUUCGGCGCAAGCAUUAUGGGUCCAAUCGCAUGACCGUGUGCCUGCAGGCACAGAUGUCACUGGAGGAGCUAGAGGCACUCCUUGUGCGGCACUGUGCGGGCAUACCACAGAGCGAGGAGCCGCCACUAGAUCUCUCCAAAUUCAAUUAUAGGAAUGCCUUCCGGGAGAAGUUUUUUAAGGAGGUGCUGCUGGUGCAGCCUGUGGAGGAUGUUUGCAAGGUGGACAUCACCUGGGUGCUGCCUCCCAUGCGCCAGUACUACAGAUGCAAGCCGGACGCAUUCCUCUCCCAGCUGCUGGGCUACGAAGGUGUCGGCAGUCUGUGUGCCUAUCUGCGACGUCGGCUCUGGUGCAUGAGCGUAAUAGCGGGCGUCGGUGGGGGAAGCUUCGACACGAACUCGAUUUACUCCCUGUUCACAGUGUCCAUCUAUUUAACGGACGAGGGAUUCGAGCACCUGGAUGAUGUGAUGGCUGCCACCUUUGCCUGGAUACGCCUGCUUAACGACUGCAACACGUUAGCACCCAGCUAUUCCGAAAUGAAGCAAAUCGCGGACACAAAUUUUCGGUUUCAAAUUGAAAUACCUUCCAUGGACAAUGUGCAGAGUAUAGUGGAGGCGCUGAGAUUUCUGCCAGCCAAAGAUGUGCUCACCGGCACGCAGCUGUAUUUCGAAUACGAUGAGCACGCAAUAGGGGUGGUAAAGCAGCAUCUAAGCGAGUUCCGGUUCAACAUUAUGAUCUCGUCGCAUAUACCGUACGAGCAUCUGUCGUACGAUCAGAUGGAGCCCUGGUUCGGAACCCAUUACACAACCAUCGAGAUGCCCGCCAAAUGGCAGGAGAUGUGGACAAAUCCUCCCCCGCAUCCGGAACUGAGAAUACCCGAACAGAAUAGGUUCAUAACAACUGAUUUUACGAUCCAAUGGAUACAGGCAGGCAAACCGCACGUGCCCCGACGACCCAAGGCGCUCAUCAAGGACGAUCUGUGUGAGCUCUGGUUUCGACAAGAUGAUACGUUUUUGCUUCCCGACGGUUAUGUAAACCUGUACCUCAUAACACCCCUGAUGCGCAGGAGCCCGCAGGACUACAUGUCGGGCGUGCUGUACACCUACCUGGUGGAGUUCUGCAUCGCCGAGCAAUUGUAUCCGGCGCUGGUCGCUGGCCUGACCUAUGGCCUGGACACGGCAGAUAAGGGCCUGGUGCUGCGGGUCAGUGGCUACAACCAGAAGCUGCCGUUGCUGCUGGAGAUCAUAAUGAAUGUCAUGCAAAACAUGACCGUAGAUCCCGCUCAAGUGGUGUCCUUCAAGGAGCUGAAGAAGCGACAGAUUUUCAAUGCCCUGAUCACGGGGCGUUCGCUGAACCUAGAUCUGCGUCUCACAGUCUUGGAGCACAUGCGCUUCAACCUGAUGCAAAAGUACCACGCGCUGGAAAACAUCACCGUGGAUCACGUGCAGAACUUCAAGGAUACCUUUCACAAGAAAAUGUACGUGCAGGGCCUGAUUCAAGGCAACUUCACCGAACAGCAGGCGCGCGACAUCAUGAGGAAGGUCCAGAACAACUUCCGCAGCGAAAAGAUCGAGAAUCUGGGAGAGCAGCACAAUCGGCUGGUGCAGCUGCCGCUAGGCGAGCACUUUUUACGCGUGAAAACUCUAAACGAGGACGAUCCCAAUACGAUCGUUAGCAACUAUUAUCAAAUUGGACCCUGCAGCCUGCGAAUGGAGUGUCUGAUGGAUCUGGUUGAUCUGGUUGUCGAGGAGCCCUUCUUCAAUCAACUGCGCACAAAGGAACAGCUCGGCUACAGCCUGGGCAUGUACCAGCGCAUCGGCUACGGUAUUCUGGCCUAUAUACUGAACAUCAACACCCAAGAGAACAAGCACAAGGCUGAGCAUGUGGAGGAGCGCCUGGAGGCGUUCCGUGCAGGCAUGCCUCGCCUAAUCGAACAGCUGACAGAAGAGGAGUUCGAAGACGUUCGCACAACGUUGAUCAAUGGCAAAAAGCUGGCUGAUUAUAGCCUGGACGAAGAGGUCGUGCGCAACUGGAGCGAAAUAGUCAGCAUGGACUAUUUCUUUAAUCGCACCGACAUGCAAAUACAAACCUUAAACGGCCUCACAAAGAAGGAAGUGCUCGACUUUCUAGUGAACUAUGAUAAGCACAACUUGCGUAAGCUCUCUGUACAAGUGAUUGGCGCAUCCUCCGUGUCCAGGGUCUCGACGACUCAGUCCAUAGCCGAUGCUGUGGCAGCCAGACAAGUGUCUAAUACCGGCCUGGGCCGCAGGCCCGGCUCGCUGGCUAUGCUGCUCGAUGAGGUACAGAGAAACAUAUCCGAGGAGCAGCUGCUCUUCGAACAGAUCGGCGAUCGUAUUCGCCUGGAGUUCAUUGGCGACUGCGAUAAUCCUGCCCACAUCACAGACAUAAGUGCUUUCAAAAAAGACUUACACGUAUAUCCAUUCAUAAGUAGUAAUCCAAAGUUUGACAAAUUGUAGUGUAACGAAAAUUUAUAAAUGUAACGUCCCCAUGUAAAUUUUAGU
Drosophila navojoa is the source of this 3376-nucleotide messenger RNA. RefSeq names its product nardilysin. The record is from RefSeq and is a predicted model, not a curated record. Gene Ontology annotation, molecular function: metalloendopeptidase activity; metal ion binding. NCBI's taxonomy places the organism in Eukaryota, Metazoa, Arthropoda, Insecta, Diptera, Drosophilidae. Gene Ontology annotation, biological process: proteolysis.